CAGCGCGCCGGUUGUUAUCUGCUUCCGUGUUGGUUUUCCUCUAUACCAAAACAGCCAGACUGCCCUACAAUCCAAAAUUGUUACUUUAGUAUUAUAACAAUGUAACAAAAUGAGUUAAACAUGGUUACCAAAGUGUUUUUGUGUGCGAUCUUCUUAGUCGUGGAGAUCUACGGGGUUGCCAAAACAGAGGAAGACAAUUGCGACCUGUCGGGGGAAUGGUUGGAAUCUCUCAAGGUGACAAGAGAUAUUUGGAAAAUGGGGUUCCACAGAGAACUUGUUACCACCAUGGAAUGUGGUCGCCAGUCUCCGGAAAAGCUGCAUGCUUUGCUCGUGCAGAACCUGCCCAGAGGAGUGUUCGUCGAUCCAUACCAACUGGCAUCGCUACAACAGGACACAGGUUUACAGGCCCUUCUUCACUCUAAAGUUGAUCUGGAGGCUCCAGCUUAUGAGUCCAAUGGUUUAUCCAUGUUUGUAUAUCCCAAACGUGACCCGGGACGUCCUGGGCACCUCCAGGCUGUGCUGCCGAUCCAUGGCCGGUACCACCGGCCUUCUUCAGGACAGGGGUGGGAAAGGAUUGAAAUUGAACCCCCACGGCUAUUCCUGAGAGCCAAUGGCUGUGCACAACACUUGGCAGUGGCUCCACCUGUCCUUAUGGAUGCUCCCUGCAGUGGUCACAACAUGAGCAUGUGCAAAUGGAUGGAGGUCCAGCUUCCCCAGGUAUUGCAGGCCAGUGAGAAAGACCAGAGGCACAUCAGUCUGGAGCUCCCGGUGGGCGACUGGUCUUUGGCGGUACCGGUGUGUGGUGGCACCUUGCUGGUGACACUGCUAUGUUGUGUUCUCAUUGCAAAUGCUAUUCAGAGGCAUGGUUUUCAAUAGUCUUAUUAGUCUGUCACUGGAAAAUGUCCCUGUGGAAAAAAAUGAAAGUACCGGUGUAGUCCGCAGCCUCUCAGAGUGCAUGAAAGCUAAUGUCAGCCCACUCCGCUGGAAGAUAGACCACUGCCUGAUGUCACUGGCUUGCUGUUAUUGUUCAUUGGUAUGGGCCAAAGAAGAGACGACACCUGGAUUUUGAAUUGACGUCAGUUUGUUUUGGAGGGAGAGAUUGAUGAUUUUAUAGACUCUUUGUGGUUGUAAAAAACCUUGUUUUCUAUCAAACUUUUGAAAUGUGGAGCUGGAGUAGUGAUGUUGCAGGCAACAAUAAAUUUUCUUGUGA
Molecule: messenger RNA, 1210 nt
Organism: Anguilla anguilla (European eel)
Lineage: Eukaryota; Metazoa; Chordata; Actinopteri; Anguilliformes; Anguillidae
Gene: pigx
Product: phosphatidylinositol glycan anchor biosynthesis, class X
Exons: 6
Coding region: 121-876 (251 amino acids)
Biological process (GO): GPI anchor biosynthetic process
Cellular component (GO): endoplasmic reticulum membrane
Source: RefSeq, a predicted model, not a curated record